AUGUGUUGUCACAAUAAUGUCAGAUAAAAUAAUGUUUCAAAAAAUCCUCUUAUUUUGAGAAGUUGUGUGAAGGGUGAAGUUGGUUUCACUUCCUGCAAUGCUACAUGAAAUCACAACAGGCAAUGUGUCAAAACAAGGACAGUUCUUGUCAUAUCUUCAACAUGCAGUUUCAUAUUUUUCCGAUGUUUCUCGGCGUGGCAUAUUUUGUUGUAUCGACAGCUGAAUUUUCUCCUCCAGUGGUAAACAUCAGUCUGGACGUGCCUGCAGAUCAGCGAUGGGCUCCUCUGAAGAAUCUGUAUGACAUUAAUUUCUUGAGAAAAGCAGCAUCUGAAGUAAUCGACACGACUGUUCCCAAAUGGGUCCAUGAUGCCAUUAAACCUGUAGUGAGAGCGCUGGAGAAGUACAUCCCUCAACCAUAUGCUGGAGAAAUAAAGGGCAUGGCUUCAAUCUAUGGAUCUGACAUUUCAGAUAUUGUACUUUUAAACUUUGCAUAUGAAGUGUCUGCGUUCUGCACCAGUAUUGUAACUCAGGACACAAAGGGAAAUAUAUACCAUGGCAGAAACCUAGAUUACCCCCACGAUGUACUAAAAAAUCUAACACUUGACAUUCUUUUCAUAAAAAAUGGAAAGGUAGCAUACAGGGGAACUUCUUUCGCUGGUUAUGUUGGGUUGUGGACAGGACAAAGCCCCAACAAGUUUACAGUGUCUGGCAAUGAACGCAAUAAGGGACAUUGGUGGGAGAAUAUAAUCUCAGCUGUUUUGUUAAAAAGUUCUCCAGUUAGCUGGCUAGUGCGAGAGACUCUUGAAAAUGCUGUGGAUUUCCAGGAUGCAGUAUUGAGGCUGGCCAAAGUGCCGAUCAUUACGGAUGUUUAUUAUGUUGUGGGUGGCACUCAUCCUGGCGAAGGUGUGGUCAUCACCAGAGACAGGAUAGGUUCAGCUGAUAUCUGGUCCCUGGAUCCACUCAAUGGAAAUUGGUACAGAGUUGAAACAAAUUUUGACCACUGGCUACCCACCCCUAAACAAGACAAGCGACGGCAAGUGGCUAUGAAUGCAUUGAAUGUCACUGGUCAAGAUCAUAUUAGUAUGGACUGUCUGUAUCAGGUUUUAUCUGUGAUUCCAGUAUGUAACCGGAUCACAGUUUAUACAACAGUUAUGAGUGCAGCCAUACCUGACAACUACACAACAGUCAUCAGAAAUAUGCAUACGAUGGAAUAAGGCGUUCUCCUGACCGUCUAUUUUUGCCCAGCUUAAUUUGAAUAUCUAAUUAGGAGAACAAAAUGCUUUUAAACAUCACUUUCACAAUAUUGAUGAUCACAAUUUUCUCUCUUAAACCUAACACUGAAGGGAUUCUAAGGGAAGUUUUACUAACAAGAUUUUAGAUUUAUUUUAAUGCAUUGUACAAAACUAUUGUUAAAAAUUCUAUAAAUGGAAAUAAAUUGAUGACAGCUAUUGUUUUACUUAAUAAAAUUAUUAAAAAGAUUUUUAAUGUUGUUGAAUUUCCAAUUCAUACAACUGUUUUAAUUAUUUGAGUAAAGAUUAAACAUAAAUAAUUAAAUGAAGCCUUUUUUCCUAAAUUUAAGCUGUACUAAGCUUGGGUAAGCUGUGUCAGUGGUUCAUCUAAUGGUUAUUGUUUGCUUUGCAUCCAAAUGCAGGAAAUACUAUUACAUAUGUUGUCUUAUUUUUAAUAAACUGAUCUUAUUUUAAAAUUUUAAAUAAUGCGAUUUUAAUUGUAUAAUCAUUUUAAAUGUAGUAUUAUUGUUUUUAUUUUGUAAUGUAAAUUGUUUACAUUUUACCCAUUGAUUACUUGAGCUUACCCCUAACAUUUAAGUCUUAUUUCUAUUGCCCUAUGUUAUAGACACCCUCUUGUUAUUUCAGUUAAUUGUUGAUAGACAUCCUUCGAUAUUAAGUACAAUUUCCCUUGCCUAGUAUAGAAAUGCAUUGCCAUUUUGCAUAAACAUUUCAAAUUGAAUUACGCAAGCCACAUGGUUCCAUAUCCUAGAGAAAAUUUACACAGCUUACCCUUUCCAGCUUUCCCUCCUAAAUAUCACAAUGGAUUUAUGUUUAGUUCAUUACAAUUAUUAUAAAAUGUGAUAUGCUACUGUACAAAUGUGAUAAGGCAAGAAAUGCUUUUACAUCAGUUCUAUUUUAUUUUAUUUUUUGUAACAUAUUUCACAACCUUGCAUUUAUGCUAUACUUGACAUGCCAACAUCCUCCAAGCAUCUCCAUCUGCUGCCAAAGGCUGCCCUUUAUGAGUGCAAUUUCCUAGACAAAGUCCAGUCAAGUCACAUUAAGCUAGUCCCUUUGGGGCUGGUUCACUUAAUUAAGUCAUCUACACAGCAGAAGACCGUUAAGAAGCCACAACCACUCCACAGGAGCUGUUUAUGCUGUCCUAUAUUAUUUUUGAUGGAAAAUAUUGGAUUUUAGGACUUUGAAAGGUCCAUCUGGAGAUAUGGGGACAAAUGUGGAUAUGGGGAUACUUGUGACCAUCCUUUUUUCUUCAUGAGUUUGUUUAUUUGUAUUUCUGCUCAUUGCAUUGACUAACUCUUGCACCAGUGGAGUAUGACAGACGGGCACAUGUGGGUGACAUGCUGAGGAAAUAUAGUUUUUCCUGCAUUAGAAGACACCCAGCAGGUGAAUUCUACCACUCUUGCGGCUCUGUAAAUGUUAUGGCUUGUUAUUUAUGAAAA
This is a messenger RNA of Xyrauchen texanus (razorback sucker), 2686 nucleotides long. Its product is annotated as N-acylethanolamine-hydrolyzing acid amidase-like. Gene Ontology annotation, molecular function: fatty acid amide hydrolase activity. The transcript has 11 exons. Gene Ontology annotation, biological process: fatty acid metabolic process. The coding region runs from base 105 to 1214 and encodes 369 amino acids. Gene Ontology annotation, cellular component: lysosome. The record is from RefSeq and is a predicted model, not a curated record. Lineage: Eukaryota; Metazoa; Chordata; Actinopteri; Cypriniformes; Catostomidae.